GUCCGCUCCAGGGUUUCAUUUCCGGGUCAGAGUGCGGCAAGAUGGCGUCGCCCAGGCUCCGGUGCUGAGAGUCGGGAGCUUGUGGAAGGCAUAAAAUUGGAAGAGGGACAUCAUGGUGCAUCUCUCUCUGAAUUUGCUGAAAUAUUAUCACCGGGGGUUCGUGUGCAUCCGCUUUGCACUGGGCGGCUGCACCAAUCGCCCCUUCUACAAGAUUGUGGCUGCACACAACAAGCGGGCCCGGGAUGGCAAGUUCCUGGAGCAGUUGGGCUCCUACGACCCCAUGCCCAACGUCUUCAACGAGAAGCUGGUCAGUUUGAACUUGGACAGGGUGAAGUAUUGGCUGGGCUGUGGCGCACAGAUGACAAAACCGGUCUCCAAGCUGCUAGGCUUGUCCGGCUUUUUCCCGCUACACCCCAUGACAGUGACCGGGGCAGAAAGAUUCCACAAGGAACAAGCACUAAUGACGCAGGCUGCAUCACAAGAAGAACCGACAAGUGUUUCAGAGGAUGAGCAGCCAAUUGCCUAAAGCUGGGUCCAAGCUGUAAGAAACUGCUGUCAUCACAAAAACAGGUGUUGGUCACAAAUCAUUAUGGUACCAUCGACAUCAAGUGGCAAUGACCCACUUGAGAUUUGUGAUUGGGCUGCUCAAUGAUUUGCCUCCCUCUUGUGCAAAUGAAAAGCAACAGGUUCACGAAGGCAAUACACGGUGCUUUUAACAGCCAUGUCCAACACAAAGAUAGGGUGCUAGCUAGAGACAAUUGCAUAAUCCGGCAAAGAUGAUAGUGCUGAUAGACAGAGCAAGGGUUCAUCACCAUCCCAAAUAUGGCCUUUUGUCACUCGUGCCACAUGGACUUUCAAUAACUUUAACGAACUGGUGCAGAAGAGCUCAAGUUUCAGAAUCCCCACUCCUGAUCAAAAGUACCAAAUGUAUUCAUUUUCAUACUUAAAUAUUUUACACAUCAAUGGACGAAUAGCACACAUGAGCAAAUGGGCUCUAAUUGUUUAAGAAACAGUUGGUAGAUUAGUUGAGAAUGACUCAAUUCUUGCACUGCUCACUUGCAAUACUGGACCACUGCCAUUAGGUGGCAGCUAAGAGGCAGGCAUCCAGCACCAGUCUAUGGGAAUUAGGUGAGGUACAAGGCUCGACCUUUGGCAAUGUUCAAAUUAAUUACCUGUGCUUUUCAAUUUUAUUCAAUAAAAUUAAUGAUCACC
Messenger RNA from Amblyraja radiata (thorny skate), 1212 nucleotides. It is a transcript of the gene mrps16, whose product is annotated as mitochondrial ribosomal protein S16. Gene Ontology annotation, biological process: mitochondrial translation. NCBI's taxonomy places the organism in Eukaryota, Metazoa, Chordata, Chondrichthyes, Rajiformes, Rajidae. Gene Ontology annotation, molecular function: structural constituent of ribosome. The coding region runs from base 113 to 526 and encodes 137 amino acids. The transcript has 5 exons. The record is from RefSeq and is a predicted model, not a curated record. Gene Ontology annotation, cellular component: ribosome; mitochondrial small ribosomal subunit.